AUGUCAGCUGCUGUAAGUGCAAGCAACAACAACAACAACUCAACACAGUUAUCGGUUGGAUUUUGCUUUAUUUAUUGCUUCAUUUGUCCAUGGAAGAACCUCCAUUUUAAGUCCCCUUUCUUUUUCCUUAACCUUUCUCUCUCCUCUCUCCUCUCUCCUAUCUCUUUCUUUCCUUCUCCCCUCUCUCUCUCUCUCUCUCUCCUCUCUCCUCUCUCCAGAAAAAAAAAGAGCUGUUUUACCCACACAACUUCCAUGGAUGACGACGGAUUGAACAUGCGAAAUUGGGGGUAUUACGAGCCUUCAUUCAAAGAACAUCUCGGUUUACAACUAAUGUCACCUCUCACAGAUCAUCGAGACACAAAACCUUUCUUAUCUUCCCGAGAAAAUCCCCUCAUGAUGAACCAAAACGGAGCAUCAUCCAUGGCGGCGGCUUACCACCACCGCCCACAAAACUGCGUCGUUUCAGAAGCACCGAUACCUCUUCAUUACAUGAGAGACAGCUGGAUACAACGAGAACGACUCCUCCAUAUGCUUCCCGGAAACCCAAAUUUCUCUCUUCUUCCCGAUGCUUCCGCUUCCAAUUCAAUGCACAUGAUGCAACAACAACAACCCAUCGAUCUCCCAAAAGACACUCUCGACGACAAUAAUGGCGGUGGAGGUGGUGGUGACACUGGCGGCAGUGGUCCUGUGAAGAAAAGAUCGACAACAAACCCUAAAACCCCACGAGCAAAAAAACCGAGAAAAGCUCCAGCUGUACCCAAAGAAAACGGCGGCAACCACCAUGGUCAAAGGUCAAAGGUUGUGAAGAGAAGUAUGGAUGUGGUGAUAAACGGUAUUGACAUGGACAUUUCUGGUAUUCCUAUACCUGUUUGUUCAUGUACAGGGGCACCUCAGCAGUGUUACAGGUGGGGCUCCGGUGGGUGGCAGUCGGCCUGUUGCACCACCACCAUAUCAAUGUAUCCAUUGCCGAUGAGCACUAAAAGACGUGGUGCAAGAAUUGCAGGGAGGAAGAUGAGUAAUGGCGCUUUCAAGAAAGUGUUGGAGAAAUUAGCAUCCGAAGUUGCCAGACCAACUCCUAGAUCAACACCUCACAAAUGGGUCAAGGAAGGCUGGUAUAGAGGUCAGUACAUGCAAGGAUUGAGACAUGGAUUUGGUGUGUACAGAUUCUACACCGGAGAUGCAUAUUCCGGUGAAUGGUCCAAAAGGUUGAAGUGUGACAAAUCAGUGUUAUCACUCGCUCAUGGAAGUGGGAUUCAUACUUGUGAAAAUGGUAGCAGAUAUGUCGGAGAAUUCAUAUGGGUUGUUAAACAUGGUCUUGGCCAUUACCAGUUCAGAAAGAAGAGUAACGUAGCUCGUAAAUCCCAAGCUUCAACAAUGAUGGAGGAAGCCAUGGGGCGAGACUGA
This is a messenger RNA of Lactuca virosa, 1404 nucleotides long. NCBI's taxonomy places the organism in Eukaryota, Viridiplantae, Streptophyta, Magnoliopsida, Asterales, Asteraceae. The record is from the annotation of a GenBank genome assembly.